Molecule: messenger RNA, 2037 nt
Organism: Trichomonas vaginalis G3
Lineage: Eukaryota; Parabasalia; Trichomonadida; Trichomonadidae
Product: regulation of choline O-acetyltransferase protein
Exons: 1
Coding region: 1-2037 (678 amino acids)
Biological process (GO): cell adhesion; proteolysis
Cellular component (GO): cytoplasm; membrane
Molecular function (GO): metalloendopeptidase activity
Source: RefSeq, a predicted model, not a curated record
AUGAUUAUAUCCCUACUCCUCGUUGAGCAAAUUAAUGUACAUAAGUGCAAUCAUGAUCUUGAAAUGGGCAAUAUAACAAGAACGCUUCAAGGACCUAAAUUAUCUCGAAAUCUUAAAAAUGUCGAAUGGAAAAACAUCAGAAUAAAAUUAGAUUAUAACUACAUUGAUAAAUCAAAAGAUGAUCAACGAACCUGCCAAACCGUUAGACAACAUGUUCGAUUCCAAGGCAAGACUUACUUUUGUGAACAGAAACAUAUUUUAACUUCAACUAAGAUUUCGACUAUUAAGGGAACUCUUGACAACGUUAAGACAUACUUGGAGAGACUUCUUUCCGUAAUUCCCUAUAAUUCAGAUAUUCAAUAUACAGAAUUUAAUGGUAACUAUGGAUACGAGACGAAUUUUGGCUCCCAAACAGCAUCUGGAGUUGAUAUUGUACUUGCGAUACUUUCAAGACCAAGAGAUGAUGAUGAUUCUACACUUGCAUCAGCAGCUGGAUUAUCAGAAGAGAGAACAUAUCACAGACCAAUAUUUGGUGUCGUUUUCCUAAAUCCAAUGGCAGUUCCAGAACAAGUACAAAAUGAAAACUCAAAAGAUUCAAGAUUCUUUUACACUUGCGUUCAUGAAAUUUUCCAUGCUUUGGGUAUUUCAUCAUCAUAUUUUGAUUAUUACCAUCCUCACGAGUCAACAUCUCCGCAUUCACGAAUAACAUGCAGUUUUACAAAAUAUGGGAGAAGUUUUACUUUCUUAGUAACACCAUACGCCCAUAAGUUUGCAAUGAAGCGCUUUGGAGUUCAGGAAUUCCAAGGAACUUAUGGAAAAUGUCCAUCUGGAUUAGAAAUUGAAAAUGAUGGCGGUCAAGGAACAGCAGGAAGUCAUUUAGAAGCAAGAUCUUACAUGACAGAUUUGAUGGUUGGCAUGACAAUUCAAACAGAAGCUGGACCAUAUUCCAGGUUGACUGACGCUGUCCUUGCAGUUCUUAUGGAUACAGGUAACUACAAAGUUAACUGGAGAAUGGGACAACCAUUAGUAUGGGGCCACCCAGAAUCAAUUGACGGAAAACCAAUUCCAAACUUUGCAAUUGGUCCUCCACAAAAUGUUUUCCCUAAGUAUUAUAUGAGAAACUUCUCAGUAUAUGAAAAGUGGUAUGCAAGUUUUGAUUUCAAAUUCUCCGGACCAUUUUCAGGACCUGUAACCAUUAAUGGAUUAUCUAAUGAACAAAAACAAUUUUACGAUCCGAAAGGCAUUGGAGUUGGUAGAACACAAGUUUAUGAUUUCAUUCCAUUUUAUUUUCCAAAUUAUGUUUGUCCUAAUGGACAAGCUAUCCUUCCAUCAACAAUGUCAUAUAAUUACCACAAAUGCGGUACAUAUACAUGCGACGGAUAUAAAUCGUUCACAAUUCAAGUCAAUAAAGAUCUAGCUGCAACUCAGUUUGAAAGUGUCACAUGCACAAAAGAAAACGCAACUAAGGAAUUUUCUUUGCCAUUAGGUUACUAUCGCAGACAAGUUUCUUGUGUUGAUCCUGAAAGAUUCUGCAGGUCUGUGAAACUUAACGAAAUGAAGUUUGUUGUUGACCCAUUCAAUCCAGAUACAAGGCAAUUGAAUAGUGAUUCUCCAACACCGACACAGCCUGAACCUGAUAAUAAUCCAUCAGCACCUGAACCAGGAAAUAAUCCAUCAGGACCCGAACCAGGAAAUAAUCCAUCAGGACCCGAACCAGGAAAUAAUCCAUCAGGACCCGAACCAGGAAAUAAUCCAUCAGGACCCGAACCAGGAAAUAAUCCAUCAGGACCUGGAGUUGAAAAUCCUUCAGGAACUGGAGGAAAUGAAACAACAACAACAGGGUCUGGAGGUUCAUAUGAAAAUUCCAAAGCAGCAGAAAAGAAGGCUAAAAAGAAAAAGUUGAUAAUUAUUGCGGCAUGUGCCGGAGUUGCAGCUUUAAUUGUGAUUGCAUUUAUUGCAGCUUUGGUUAUAUUUGCAAUUAGAAAUGCAAAAGAAAAUGCAUAUCUUGAGGAUUCUGAUGCAAAUUAUAUUGUUUAG